Molecule: messenger RNA, 2208 nt
Organism: Puccinia graminis f. sp. tritici CRL 75-36-700-3
Lineage: Eukaryota; Fungi; Basidiomycota; Pucciniomycetes; Pucciniales; Pucciniaceae
Exons: 3
Coding region: 194-1960 (588 amino acids)
Biological process (GO): ribosomal small subunit biogenesis; maturation of SSU-rRNA
Cellular component (GO): preribosome, small subunit precursor
Molecular function (GO): RNA endonuclease activity
Source: RefSeq, a predicted model, not a curated record
CCCCACUUGGCUCGCUCGGCCUGGCUCAACCCCCUGGAAAAGUUUUGUGGGCUGCAGAGUUGAAGUUGACCUGUUUGCCAUCCAGAGCUUCCAUCGUCCUACUCAUAGUCAACUGGCCCCUACUUAAAGUCCAGCUUCGACAGCUCAUCUCAAGAACCAGCUUACCAGGCACCAUCAGUCUCCCUCGCUUCCCAUGCCUAGUCAAGACCGAACUCAGACCCUCGUCCUCGAUACCGCACCUCUGCUGACUUCAAGCUUAUCCUCCCUGCUACUCUUCUCGAAUCGAUUUGUAACCACUCAAGAUGUGAUCGAGGAAGUUCGUGGGAAGGGGCAGAGAGAAAGACUGGAACAAGAGUGGAAGAUACUGGAUGCGACUCUCAAUAACUCUGCUGCCCAAACAGGCGACGAAUGGACCGGUCUCCAAAUCAGGGAGCCAUCUACAGCGGGGAUUUCUAAGAUCAAGGAAUUCGCGACCAAGACAGGUGACAUUGCGGUCCUCUCCUCGGCGGAUAUCCGAGUGCUAGCAUUGGCGUACGAUGUCGAGGUCGAAGCAAAUGGGACUUGGAGAUUGAGAGAUACACUGGGUGCGAAACGAAUGGGAAAAGAUCCCGAAAAGAAGAAGGCACGACAGCUUCGUAAACUGCAGCAGCAGCAGCAACAACAACAAGAUCAAUCGAGCGGAGAAAAACCAGCAGAGGAAUCUAACUCGCCGACCGAUCACCCUGUCUUGUGCAACGGAGACCCUCCGAAACCGACAUCUGCCGAAGUUGACUCAACAUCCAGUCAAGCUGGUGCAGAAGAUGUCGAGCAGCUAGUCGAGCACAUCGAUCAGCUCACUUUGGAAACUGCCGUCAAUCACCCUGAAUCAUCUGUGUCCGGUGCUGAGGAAGAGUCCGACGAGCGACGAGAAGCACCCAACCACCCAGUAACGUCGCACUCUGAAAUCACCCGUGCGGAUUCUGUUGAGACGGCCAGCGACAUAGACUGGGUCAAGGUGCCCAUCAAAAUCGGCGCCAAAGCAUCCGAAGAAGAGUCAGACAUCUCAUCCUUCGUCUCAGCCUCUGAUCCCAGUUGGAUCACGCCGGAAAAUGUGCACAUCCAUCAAGCCAAAGACAUGGGGUUUUUCCCAUCCUUGGGGAACAAGCCUGUCGCUCCGAAACUCGAGACUAUCCAACAACACUCUGCCAGUUUGGCUGACCAGGAACAUCAACACAAUAAUGACCAGCACUCAGACAUCAACACGCCGAUCACCAAUAGCACCGUUGGCGAGGGCUCAUCAAAACCUCCCACUAUGAAGGCGGCUGUCUUGACGGGCGACUAUGCGAUGCAGAACGUGGCUUUGCAAAUUGGUCUCAAUGUCCUUGGGGUGGGCGGAAAACGAAUUAGAGACGUCAAGACCUGGGUUCUUCGUUGCUACGGCUGCUUCAAACUAUGUAAAGACCCUACCCGGAAAUUCUGUCCAACAUGUGGAGGUGCAACGCUCACCCGAGUCUCGAUCACUUACACACCUUCGUCGCCGACUGGAUACAUCUUACAUUUAAAUCCGAACUUUCAGUAUCGAAACCGGGGAACUGUAUACUCGAUUCCAUCCGCCAAACCAGGCAGCUCGUCGUUUGAGAAGGGCGGAGCCAAGCAGAAGAAGUCGAUCAACGGAGCCCAUCUGGUCCUCAGAGAAGACCAAAAGGAGUUCCAACGGGGCCUGAAAUCGGUGAAGAUCCAGAAGGAGAAGGAGGAGCGGAAGCUGAAGAACAUCGAGGGUUCCCAUUCUCAUGCGCUCACCUCGCUCAGCGGCUGGAAUGAUCCGGAUUGGGAGCCUGCCAUGUUGUUGGGCGAGAAGGGCAGGAAAUCGUCCGGGCGUGGCAACCAUCACAACCAUAGCGUUCGCUAUGGUAAGGACGGCUUGCCGCUCAUCGGCUUCGGCAAAAACCCUAACGAAGUCCGUCGUUGUAGUAAGAGAUGAUGUGCUUGUCGAUGUCCCUUCAAUCCGUGUCAACUCUGUUGUUCUCCCCUCUCUGUCGAUGAUUUCUUACUGAGUCAUAACAAGCUACCUUCCUGAGCCAUACCAAGCUACCUUCCUGAGCCACAAAUGAUAGUACCAUAAGGCAACCACCCAACCAAGAGCCCAAACUGUUUGCUCAUCACCAUGGAAAAAAACUUCACCAAAUUGGUGGCAGUUGACAUGCAGGUUGCUCCCAACAAAACUUCUGC